CGGCAUACGAUCAGAUGAUGAUGGGGAUAUUAUUUCGAUCAUCAUCAUUUUUAUUGAUGAUUAUAUUAAUAUCAAUUUCAAUGGUAAACACAAAUAAAAUUGAAGAUAAUGAUAGAAAAAAUACUGUACCAUCACUUUAUCGAAUAUUUAAAGUGUUAUAUGUUAGAGAUUCAUCGGAUCAUUUAACAAAACCACUUUGUACAGUAAAUUUUUUUACAUCAUCAUCUAAUCUGUCAAUCAUCAAUGAUGAAUAUCGACCAUAUAGACAUCAUAUUAAUGAUAAUCUUUGUGAUCCACUUUCAGCCACAUUAUUAGCAUCAGCAGUGUUUGAUAAAAACAUUGAUAUUAAUGGCCGUAAAUAUUAUUCGUUUGAUUAUCGAGAAGAAUGUUCAAUUAAUGAACAGGUGGAAAAUUUUUUAACGUUUCACUUGAAUCGAUCAAAUGAUAAUAAAGCAAUUCCAUUAGGAAUUUUAUUUUUAACACCUUGUCAGGUCAAUAUUACUGCCCGUUUUAAUCUUAGUAAUGAUACCAUUGAAUUGAUGGAAAAAUAUAAUAUUACAGUGUCUGUGAUUAAUAUGAAGAAAAAUACGAGAAUAGAAAUAUUUUCUUUCGAUCAAAUACGAUGGCCAAAACAAUCAAAACAACAAUCAUUAUCAUUUAAAUCAUUCAUACCAAUGAUAAUUAUAUUCUUGAUUGCUAUAAUCACAAUAUUUAUUGGUUCAUAUUGGAGUGGUUUAGUUCGUUAUGAAAUCUAUCAAACAACAUUAUUGAAUAUUCUACCUACUGAUAAUAAAAAUAGACAAACAUCAUCUGAUUCAGAUAAAAGAUUAUCAUCAUUAAAACGUUCAUCAAAUGAUAAUAAUGAACAACCAUUUGCAAAUAUAUCAUUAUAUUCAGUAAUAUUAUUGGUUAUAUUUAUGAUUACAGCAUUAUUAUUAUUAUAUUUUUUCUACAAAUAUUUGGUCUAUUUUAUUCUGGCCUUAUUUUUGAUUACAUCAAUGACAUCAAUGUUUAUAUGUUUAGAAGCAUUUAUUGGAUGGUUACCAUUACCGGCUUCUAUAAUGAAAGCAACAUUUUCAAUACCAAGUUCUUCAUGGUGGCGAGAACAACAUUUAAAAUUAAUCGACAUGAUUAUUGCCGUUAUUAGUAUCAUUGUACCAGCAUAUUGGUUUGCUGUUCGUCAUCAAUUUGAUGGUGCAUGGAUUAUACAAGAUUUUUUGGGAUUUUUUUUCUGUGUUAACAUGUUAAGAACAUUACGACUUCCUUCAUUGCGUAUCUGUACAUAUUUAUUAUCGAUUCUAUUUUUGUAUGAUAUUUUUUUCGUUUUCAUUACACCAUUGUUAACAUCCAAAGGUCAAUCAAUAAUGGUUGAAGUUGCAACUGGUGGAAAUGGACAAUCAUCAUCAUCAUCAAAUUCGAUAACAAAUUAUCUUGAAUAUCGUUGUGAAGGAAAACCUAUUGAAACAUUACCAAUGUUAUUUCGUGUGCCACAAAAAUUAUUUCAAUAUGAUCCAUUGGAUUUUUAUGAUGUUUGUACACGUGGUUCAGAUUCAAUGCUUGGUUAUGGCGAUGUUAUGAUACCAGGCCUAUUGAUUGCAUAUUGUUCAGCAUUUGAUCGUAUUGAAAACAUUCCAUAUUUUUUGUAUUUUUCUAUAUCUUUGAUUGCCUAUUCUAUUGGAUUGAUUGUUACAUUUGCAGCUUUAAUAUUUAUGGAAGGUGCUGCCCAACCUGCACUUUUAUAUCUAGUACCAUUUACAUUGUUACCAUUAUUUAUUAUCGCACUAAUACGACGUCAUUAUCAUUCAUUAUGGAAUGGACCAGAAAAAUCAUCAUUAUCAUUGAUUAUGAAUGAUGAACAACAACAACAACAAGUGAUACCAUCAUCAUCAUCAUCAUCAUCGACAGCAUCAACAUCAUCUACUAAUGAUGAUUGUAAUGUUAAUGUUAAUGAAUCAACAAAAUGA
This is a messenger RNA of Dermatophagoides pteronyssinus (European house dust mite), 1964 nucleotides long. RefSeq names its product signal peptide peptidase-like 2A. Gene Ontology annotation, biological process: membrane protein proteolysis. Gene Ontology annotation, cellular component: Golgi-associated vesicle membrane; lysosomal membrane; cytoplasmic side of endoplasmic reticulum membrane. NCBI's taxonomy places the organism in Eukaryota, Metazoa, Arthropoda, Arachnida, Sarcoptiformes, Pyroglyphidae. Gene Ontology annotation, molecular function: aspartic endopeptidase activity, intramembrane cleaving. The record is from RefSeq and is a predicted model, not a curated record.